UAUGACGCCCCAUUUUGAGAUACAAUCCCCCCCCUCCCCCACCUCUUGAUAAACGAAAGAAGAUGGAGAAAAGACUGAACUAUAUUGAAAAAUCACAGGGAUCAUGGCAUCACUCGAGAACAUCAGUGACUUAAAACAAGCGGUUCGUGGCGACAGAAGAUAGUGUACCCGUGGCAUCCCUAGCUGGAACUACCAUGGCACUUCCCUUGGCACUUUUGCUGAGUCUGGCCCUCGCGUUGACGCUGGGCCAAGGAGCAGCCUCUGAUCUCAGCAUUUUGUCACCUUCGGCGUCUCGUUCUCCUUCUCUCCCUUUGCCUCCCUCUCCAUCUCUCCCUCUGCCUCCUUCUCCUUCCCUCCCUUUACCUCCCUCUCCAUCUCUCCCUCUGCCUCCUUCUCCUUCCCUCCCUUUACCUCCCUCUCCAUCUCUCCCUCUGCCUCCUUCUCCUUCCCUCCCUUUACCUCCUUCUCCGCCUCUCCUUCCUGUUUCUCCGCACACUGCUUAUCACGACUCAGCCAUUGCGCUAAACCAGGUGACUUUGGUGAAAAUUCUGCAAGAAAUGAAGGAUCUGACCGUCCUCUCUCGGGAGACCGGACACAUGAGAGUCAACGAAGGCGCACCCGACGCCCCCCAGCCAAGCCAGGCGAGUCACCUGAGUCACCUGAGUCACCUGAGUCACCUGGCCGCCAUCGCUCAAGGAAUUCAGUACAUGUCUGCAAGUGUCGACGGCUUAACUCACGUUCUGUCCUCUGCCAUCCUGCAUAUGAAUCCUGACACAGAAGACGAACCCGAUCUUCUCCACGCCUCAAAAGUGCCACAGACGAACCCCCCCGCCGUCACCCGCCGCCCGAGGAACAAGUCUCACUCGACCGAGCAGAAAGACGGUGAUUCCAAGCGAAUUUCCUCCCGCGGCCUCGAACCCCAAGGCCACCAGGCGGAAUUCGGAGAACGAGACGGUCUGUCCAAGCUGGAAUUCCAGCGGACGACGAGCGACCUGCUGAAGUCACAGCUGGAGCAAAGGGAGAUCGAGAGCAACCACCUGUGCCUCAACCUCAGCCAGUUGGAUAUGGAGGCCCAGCGGCUGAGGGAAUGGAGUCACCAGCUGCUGGGAGUCCAAGCGAAUGGCACAGAAGAGGAACGGAAGCUGAUGCGGGCCAAUUUGUUGGAAGCAGUCAAGCUCAAGAACCAGCUGGAAGCAGAACUGAGCGACAUCCAAAGGGACAAGGACGAACUCGAACAGCAGAACAGUGACCUCGCGAAACACAGCGAGGUUCUUGAGAAAAGUGGAAGUGAGAUCGAGGAAGAGAUUCAGCAAGAGGAACGGAGAGAAGUCGCGCUCUACAGGGAAAGGAACUUGUUGGCAGAGGCUACAAAGAAAGCUUUAUUAGACAAGGUCAUCCUCGAUCAAGUCAUCACUAGGUUGGAGCAGGAGAAGCGGAAGUACUGGGAGCUGAUACCGGCCAUGACGAGGCGCGUCUACGAACUGCAGGCAAGAUGUCGCGGCAAGAACUGAAAAGAAUUUACUUAGUGUGGUGAUUCAGUCAUCCCAAAGAUCUUGGUAGCAAAGUAUCCCGAGGAUAACAUUAUCAGUGUAGUGAAUCUAAAGGCUUUCACUCAAACCAAAGUUCUCAGUAGUAAAAGUGUCCCGAAGAGAAUAUAUUCCGUGCAGUGAUGUUGGCACUUUCCAGUCCAGAGUUUUCAUCGGCUAAGGGUUCUGUGGAGUCCAAACCAUAUCCAUUCUUGCCGAAAGAAGUGCCCCCCCUCAAAGAAAAAAAAAAAAAAAAUAAGGAGAGAAAAAAAAACAACAAUGAUGUAAACUUUUGAAGGCUCGUAGUGCUGCGAUAGACUACAACGCGUACACAGACGAAAUGUGCACAUGGAAGCGUACAGGAGAUCUCUGUUAUGGUGAGAUAAGAUGACGCUGUUUUGGUCCUUCUCUCGAUGGGCUGUUUAAUUUCGGCAAGUCAAGAAGAAGAAUAAAAAGCCAAAGAAUUAAUAAUAAUAACAAAAAUAUAUCACUAAGGAAAAGAGAGGAUGAAAACAUAUCUUAUCCUCAAUUACAGUACACUAAUUUGUUAUAUGUUGUACCUGUGUGUUAAGAAAUGUCAAUGUGUGUAACGGAACUUAAAGUGUCCUUUUGAAGCAGGAUGCCCCCUCAGCUAUACGCUUGACAUUACAAAGGCAUUUGUAUAUAAUGAAUGAAUGUAAAUUAAUGAAUAAACUUAAAAUAAAAUGUGUGAAAGGGAA
This is a messenger RNA of Penaeus chinensis, 2245 nucleotides long. Its product is annotated as WW domain-containing protein C2F3.14c-like. Bases 195 to 1511 code for a protein of 438 amino acids. The record is from RefSeq and is a predicted model, not a curated record. The transcript is spliced from 4 exons. NCBI's taxonomy places the organism in Eukaryota, Metazoa, Arthropoda, Malacostraca, Decapoda, Penaeidae.